UGACUGGAAAUCAUUACCAAAAUGGAGGACGGUUAGACACAUCUGUCAAAAGUGUUUUUAUUAUCGUUUUCUAUUGUCAUCAGAGAAAUUGUGCAAUUAAAAAAUCUUCUUUACCCACGUACAAGAAAAGUGCACAAACAGUUGGAAUAUGGCCUCUAUGAUGGCAGAAAUUGUGUACGGGACAAAGGAAGAGGGUCAUGUCAUGUCUGAAAAAGUGACGCAGCUUGCAUCUUCUGUGUAUUCUGAAUUUGAAAAGAUGAUAAAGAAGUAUGACGAAGAUGUGGUAAAAGAGCUUAUGCCUUUAGUUGUAGGCAUCUUAGAGAGCCUUGAUCUGGCGUAUACAGAGAAACAAGAAGCAGACGUUGAGAUAGAAUUACUUAAAGAAGACAAUGAGCAGUUACUGACGCAGUAUGAACGAGAGAAACAGCUACGAAAGUCAGCCGAUCAGAAAUACCUGGAAAUGGAGGAUGAGAACCAGGAAGUGAAGAAGCAGACCGAGGAGAAGGUGGAGAGUCUCGAGUCCAUAGUUCGCAUGCUCGAGCUCAAAAACAAGAAUGCCUCCGACCACUUAACCAGAAUGGAGGAUAAGGAGUCCGAGCUGAAGAAGGAGUACAACAAAGUUCAUGAACGAUACACUGAGUUGAUGCGCACUCACAUGGACUAUAUGGAGCGAGCCAAGAUGCUCAUGGGGACUGAUCGGAUUGCAGAGAUGGCAAACAGUCCUAGAGCUAGCAUAGAUCGUGGUUCACGCAAGGGAAGCUACUCAGGGUUUUUCUAUCCAAGAUCAUCACAGUCAUCUCCCUUUGAGUUAGGCAUGUUCAAUCUGCCGAGUCUAAAGCAGGUGGGAGGUGUGAAUCUCACAGGCAGUGUGCAUCUCAACUCCACGGGCUCCCCUCCUGACGCUAGCGCCUUUGACAUGAUGUCUUCUCAUAGCGGCAAGGACUCAAACGUCAGCAUUAAGAGUGAACUUGGCAACCUUGAAUCACCGGACAUCCAUGCCAUCAACGGGCGGCAGGUUGUUUUGAGUACAGAGACAACAGACAGGGAGCAAAACACAGACAGGGUUGAUGUACGGGAGUUUGCUACUGCAACAAAAACAGAAGAGUCAAAGAAGGAUCUGAGUACCUCUGACCCAGCCCAAACCUCACAAGUUCAAUCUAGUCAGUCCAACUCAGGCCCUGAAACUCCUCUAAAAGCUGACACAGAGAAAGCAGUGUCGUACGUGCAGACUAAAAUUGAUACUCAGCUGGCAGGUGAAGUGCAAGACAGGGCUCAGGCAGUCUUGACUCAGGAAGACGCUUCUUCUUAUCAGUCUAAAGUUGGAUCUGGUGAUGCUACAAUCAGUGUUGAUAAUGUAGUAAAAGAUACAGAUAAUGUAGAAAGUUCAUUUACUAAAAACUUUGAUAUUUCUGUUGAUAUUGAGACUGGAAAAGAAAAUUUUACUCAAACACAAGGUACAGAACAUAACAAGGUAACUCUUGUAAAAGGUGACAUGGCAGAAACACAAAAAGUGAAAGGUAAAACGAGAUCUGUUGACAUUUCAACUCCAAAAAUGGUCAAAGUGACAAGCAAGAAAUCCAGUGUGAGUGUGAGACCACAGAAGAAGAGCUUAGAAGUGAAGAGCCAAGCAGCAAGCUCACCACAAGAACCAAUGUCUCCUGUAUUCGAUGAAAAUGAUUUCUCGUAUGAAGAGGAUUCUAUUCCUGGUUGUCCCAUGUACCUAGCACGGCCAGUCAUUCAACCAGGCCUUGAUGAAACCAUUGCUCACAUAGUUGCCACCACCCCUGAGCUGGACGAUAUGGAGGGAUCCAUGGACUCCACCGGCACUAACAAACCUCGCAAACAUAAUAACACUUCCAUCUAUGAUGAGCUCACCAUACAGGAUGCAGACUUGAUAGGUGACGUGGACUUUGGUGCUGAUAUUACAGGAAGGGCAGUAAACCCUGCAGAUUAUGCUUCAUCAGAUAGUGAUGAAGAGAAAGAGGAACGCAAUUCCACUGUCAGUGACAACUUCUUUGGUAUGAGUCGGGAGCUGGAGAAUCUCAUCCUGGAGAAUACAGAGUUACUGGCCACCAAGAAUGCCUUGAACAUUGUCAAAGAUGACCUGAUUGCCAAGGUGGAUGAACUCUCCAGUGAGCAGGAGAUCCUGCGAGAGGAGAUCAGCUCCCUGAAGGCAGUGAAGGACAAGCUGCAGGGGCGCAUCAAGGAGCUGGAGGAGGAGCUUAAGAAAACACGCGAGGAGUUGGAGGCCAAGGCACAACAGCAGCAGGAGGCAGAGAAUGAGGAUGAUGUACCAAUGGCCCAACGUAAGCGUUUCACGCGUGUUGAGAUGGCACGUGUUCUGAUGGAGCGUAACCAGUACAAGGAGCGCCUCAUGGAGCUCCAGGAGGCCGUGCGCUGGACAGAGAUGAUCCGUGCAUCACGCGAACAUCCAGAAAUCUCAUCAUCCAAGAAAAAGUCUUCAAUAUGGAACUUCUUCAGCAACCUAUUCAGCUCCCCCAACAAGCCUCAGAAGAAGCCUUUGCCCAUUGCCAUGGUGAAGUACAACGCCCCCACGACCAACUUGCAGCCCGUGGGUGACCCCAACCAGAAGAAUCGGGGCAAGUACCAGCUUGGAGACAAGAACAAGGCCUACGACUUUCUGCAGGACGACUUGAACAAAUCCCUGGGUGAACCAAUAGUUACACAGCCUGAUUUUACAAUGGCUUCUAUAGUUCUUAAAUAUAUCACGUCAGAGCGUGCCAAGAAGGAGCGCGAGAAGGAGCGCAAGGAGCAGUACAAGCAGGUGAGGGCCCAUGUCAAGAAGGACGAUGGCCGCAUGCAGGCGUACGGCUGGUCCCUGCCUGCCAAGUUCACACCCCAGAUACCGUCUGCAUCUUCAAGGAGCACUGUACCGGUGCCAGUGCCGGUGUACUGUCGACCACUGCUGGAGAACGAGCAGGGAAUCAAGAUCUGGUGUGCUGCGGGUGUGAAUCUCACAGGCGGGCGUACAAGGGAUGGAGGGUGCAUUGUUGGAGCCAGUGUGUUCUAUUCCACUCCCUCAGACGAUACCAUUGCCAAGCCAACAGAACAAGAUGCUUCAGAAAUUGGAAGGCUAGACAGAGAGUUAAAGGAUCAUGAGAAAAACCUGCAGCAGAUGGACAGGGAGCAGUUGUCUUCCCUUGUCUGGAUCUGUACAAGCACCAACACUCAGAGCUGUGUGUCCGUCAUUGACGCUGACCACCCUGGGGACGUCCUGGAAACAUUCCGGGUCUCUACUACACCAGUCCUAUGUAUAGCCAGUGUGGCAGGAGCCCUGGAGUCUGACUAUCCAGUGGAUGAAGACAUCCUGAGGGCGGACGCCUACCCCCAGUAUCCUGAGGCCCCACCCCCCUCUGCUGAGGGAGCCCAUGAGGGGGCGGGGGAGGAGCCCGGAAUAGGAGGAAUCUCUCUCGUACAGUGUGCCACGGGCAGCACCAUGGGUCAGAGGUCAGGGCAACAUACCCCUUCUGCCACUCCACCAGGGUCUAGAGAUGCCUCCCCCAGUAGAACGGACAUCUCAGCAGCUGUGACAGAGGCCCUAGCCAAACAAAAAGAGAAACAAUCGUGGUUGCCUAGAGAGGGGUCAGGCAGCCCCUUUGACAAAGGGUCACCCAUGGGUUCCAGUACCUCUAUCAAUAAACGAGCAUCCCUGGAGUCCAUCAUAGGGAAAAGGGCCUCACAGGGCUCCAUCCACUCCCUCGGAGAUACCCCUCAGGCUACUGUGUUCAAGGCAAAAGGUGAACCCGUCAAUUCUGGGGCUGCCACGCCUGACCUGUCUAGGAAAACAAGCAGACGAUUGUUUCAAGAGCCCUCCGGUCUUGUUAAAGAUGGAAUUAACUCCCUUGCCUCUGGAAAUGAUCUUCAGACAGAAGAGGUUGAAAAGAUGGGCAGUGUAUUGCCCACCAUGUGGAUGGGAACACAGAGUGGAAGCCUGUAUGUGCAUUCGUCCGUGGCCCAUUGGAAGAAGUGUCUACACUCUGUGAAGCUUAGGGACUCAGUGCUCAAUAUUGUGCAUGUAAAAGGCCGAGUACUGGUUGCAUUGGCUGAUGGGACAGUUGCAAUAUUCCAUAGACAUACAGACGGUCACUGGGAUGUGGAGAACUACCACCUCCUGGACCUGGGCAGGCCCCAUCAUUCCAUCAGAUGUAUGGCCGUCAUAGCUAACAAACAUGUCUGGUGUGGAUACAGAAACAAGAUACACGUUGUAGAUCCACAGUCCAUGUCUAUUGUGAAAAGCUUUGAUGCUCACCCGCGCAAGGAGAGCCAGGUGCGUCAGCUGGCCUGGGUGGGGGAUGGUGUGUGGGUGUCCAUACGGCUGGACUCCACCCUGCGCCUCUACCACGCCUACACACACCAGCACCUGCAGGACGUGGAUAUUGAGCCCUACGUCAGUAAGAUGCUAGGUACAGGCAAGCUAGGAUUUUCAUUUGUCAGAAUCACAUCUAUGCUGAUAUCGUGCAAUCGUUUGUGGAUUGGAACUGGCAACGGAGUCAUUAUAUCAGUACCCCUGUCUGAAAACAACAAGCAGGCAGUGUCACUGGGCUCGUCUGUGGGUCGCCCAGGUGGGCUUGUGCGGGUGUACAGUGAUAACAAGACAGACAAUGUCACCCCGGCCUCGUUCAUCCCGUACUGCACGAUGGCCCAGGCUCAGCUCUCAUUCCAUGGGCACAGGGACGCUGUCAAGUUCUUUGUAGCAGUACCAGGCAAGAAGCACAAAGGCCUGAGUUCAGCCUCAUUCAAUGUUGACAAUCAGGAGACAGAGAUCACAGACCGACUCAGUGAUGAUGGAUCACGACUGGUGUUGUCAGGAGGGGAGGGAUAUGUGGACUUCAGAAUAGUGUUCAACCUGCAGGUCCCAAAAGCAAGAAAGAUAUUUGGGUUUGGAAAAAGAGGAUUUAGAAGGGACGGUGAUGAUGACAUUGUAAUGGAGGAGACAGGUGAGGACCGGGAAGAGAAAACAAGUCUAAGCAAGGGGGAGAGAAGUCAUCUUAUUGUCUGGGAGGUAUCCUCACCUGAAUGACACAGAUAGAAUUGCCAAACUGGAUAGAUCUUAUGGCUUAAGAUGGAUGUUUUACAGGGCAAGAAUGGAAGCCUGUCUUGAAGAAAUUGUUGUACAUUGAACAAACAUACAUACAUCUCAUAAGAAAAGUAAUUUUGAUAUACAGGUGUGUGUUUUUUCAUUUCAAAGGUCGAUUGAAUACACAACUGAGAUGCAUUAAGACAAUAUUAGCGUUAGAUAAAAUUGAUUCCACUACUGUUCAUUUUGGAUGGGGGCACUCUACUGCAAUAUUUUCAGAUCUUAUGUACUGGAAUAUGCUGUGUUUUUACUUGUAAUUGCUUCUGUGACAGCUUUUACCAUGUAUAUUUUGGCAUGUAUUCUGAGCAGCAUGAUAUGGCUUGGUGUAUGUUGUAAAUUUGAUUAUAACAAUACAGAGCUUUAUUUACUUUUUUUAUUAUUUGAAGUGGCAAGUGUAAAAGUAACAAACUUUCAAUUGUGAUUGUUUAAUACGUUGAAAAACUGUGUAUAAUGUCGUUUCUGUUCUUUUAACAUCGCCGCAAUUGUAUUAAUAAAGACAUUGACCAUUUUACUUAUGGUAUCAAUUUUAAAUCUGCUGCAAAUAACUUUAACAAAACAUGUUGUUUUAUGAAUAAUUUUUAGUUUUCUAUUUUUCUCUGAGUUCAGUUUUUAAUUCUAUCUAAAUACAUUAUAAUUUAGUUAUACUAAUUGUUUGUAAAUACCUAUAAGGCCUUUCUAUUCCUACUUAAUAGUUAUUAAUAUUUCCAUAUGAAACAGAUUUGCAAUGAAUUCAAAAAUCCUGGUUAUUAGAUUGAGGUAUGGUGGGCAGGCGUCUGGCCCAGCCGCAUCAUACAGGUGGUUUUAGGUUAAUAACUUCAGUUUGAAUUUACCAAUCGUAUUGUAUUUCUUUUUGACCUUGCGGUCAAGGAUAAUCCAUGAAAGUGCAAGCACUUAUUUCCAAUGGGGUCCUUUGGUUUUUGCUGAAAAGACGUAAUGAAUAUACAUCUUUACGUAAUAAAAAGAAACGUAAUGAUUUUUUUGGUAUAGCAAGCUUGCAUGGCAACUUUAUCAGGGAUUGUAUAUGGAAAUGCUGUACUGAAAUUUGGUGUAUAGAUAGUUUACAUAAAGACCCAGCUCAUUAUUAAAAUUCAAAAUAGAAAAAUUUCUAACAGAUUUGCUAUCAAUAUCUUAUGUUUCAUUCACCAAUCUUGACCAAACUAAGGAAAUAGCAAUCUAACAUGGAGACACAGCUUUGGAUUGUUUAUGGGGCAUUUUGGGUUAACAUCAAGGUCACUGUUCCUAUAAAUGAAAAAUUGUUUAUUGUUCAGUCUGGUCCAGAGCUACUCUGUCUGCUAAUCAGAUCACAAUACCUUGCAUGUCUAUGUAGCAAACAGGGUAGCCCCUGACCAGACUGUGAGGAUUCACAUGUUGGCUUGAGCAUAGCUGGUUGCAUAUGGUAUGAGAUCCAUUUUUGCAGGAUGGGGGUUCAUGUAUCGGUCUAUGAAAUGCAACCUUUCUUUGUCUCUACUCAGAGAUGAUUAUAUUUACCAUAGCUAAUAUGCACAAUCAAAUACACACUCUUUGGGUCAAUCAGUACAUGGCAGUCAAUGCAUGUUGUGAUUUACUUGCUAAUAAAUAUUUAUAGGCUGAUCAGUAGCCUUUGUCAUUGUCCAAUACACUGUAUAAUCUGACAACUGAAUGCUUUACAAUGCGACCUGAUACUGCUAUGUUCAGGAUCUCCUGCUAUUGUGAACUGACCAAUCAGAAUUGGAAUUAUAGUAUUGCUUCUGCAAAAAAAUGUUAAUUUCUUGUCUUUGUUUGUAAUUAAUAAUGUGAUUUCAUCAACACAAUGUUAUAGACUGUUCACAAUGUAUGGCUUGUAAUUGAAAAUUAUUGAUUUAUAGUAUACAUUGAAUAGCUUUGAUUUUAUUUGAUUAAAUAUUUAUUGUUUAUGAAUAUUCAUGAACAGCACAAGUCACAGAUGCAAUAUUUGUGCAUACAUUAUUUAAUUUAUUCAAAGACCUAGAUAACCUGUUAUCUAUAGGUCUUUGAUUUAUUUCAGGAUAUUUAUUGCAUAUUGCUUGCAUAAUAAAAUACCUUAGUUAAAUGUAUGUUGGUAUUGGAAUCGUAAACUGUUGAUUUCUUUGUUGGUGAUUUUCUUUUUGAAAUUAUUUGUUCAAGUGCCCCAUGAUUAAUAUUAAAUGAUAUAAAUCCUAGAUUGUUUAAGAGUUACUCUACAUAUAGUACAGCAGAAACAAUGGAACAUAGCAACAAGGCAACUGUACAGCUAUCACCAACUACCGGUAUUAUACCUACAGCCAAAGAUUAUAUUAAUUAAAAGAUUACAAAAUAAACAGAGGAUAUUUCUGUGCAGUCAAAACAUUAUUUCUGUGCAGUUCUAAAAGUCAAAAAGUAAAACAAUUACAAGCAAGAAAUGCUUGGGAAAUCACUAGUUCUGUUGCUUGCAAUGUUUAUCAAGUCAAGGUUAAAACAUGAAUGUACUGUCUGUGGCAAGGUUUUUAUGCUUGUAUUAUUGUUCUCAGACUAUGAUGUUUCAAAAAAACAUCAAUCAAUAUUGUUGGGAAACCUAAUAAAAGAGCAAAAUACAUGUCAACAAGUGGUGUCUGGCAUGGAAAACAUCAGUAACCUUUGAUAUAAAGAAUAAAAAGAGAUGAAGUUUGCAUCACAACAACUGGUAAGAUGAGUUGCUGGACUGAUGAAUGAUUAAUAAGCCUUUUAAUAGAAUACCAAUAAGCUGAGAAUCAAUAACCGAGCUACCGGUGAUUCUUUGUUUUUCACUGUUCAUGGGAAAUGUAAAAGUGUAGAACAUGUCUUCUACAUUAAUGAAAUAAAGGAGUUGGGGCAGUAAUAGUCCAAUUAUAAGGGUAUUUGCAUAAAUUACAUGUAUAACAUGUUGAUUGACAAUUAUAAAAGCCUGUCACCUGCAUGCCAAAGGAUUUCCUCCUUGAAUGAAUUUCUAUGGAGCAGUUGAACCAAUUGCCAUUUACUCUAUUUAUUGCAUGUUCAAUUUUUUAUUAAGAGGUUUUUAAUUUUCUGCUGUAAGAACACUACUUCCAUUUAGAUAUAAAAUCACACAAGCAUUUUCCUGUAAAUGAUAAAAAUGAUUUAAACAUUUUCAGUGUUAAUGCCUUGCUUGUUUAUUCAUAUUGAAUUGUAAUAAUUAUAAACUCAUGUUCAAAAUUUUGUUUAUUGGUACAUAAUUUAAGGUUUUCCUAAUUUAAUAGUACAAAGUAUCUGUUAAAAUCAUACCCGCUUCGAAACCAGUACAACCUGUGCAAUUACAUAGAUGUCGGAAUGUAUUGACUUUGUAAAGUGUUUCUUUAUUGCUCUGUUUUCUGCCAUGAAAAAAUCUUGCAGUUGUAUAUUCACAGUUCAGUGUAACUCAAGAACAUCAAUAUGGCAUCUGUUAUUGACGUUAUACUAUGGUUUUGUGUGUGAAGAAUAUUAUGUUGAUGUCGAAUACAGACAAGUUUAUAAUGAGAGGCGUAGAAACUGAGGAUGGAAAGACUCGAGGCUUUGUGCAUUGCAUGAUCAUAUUUAUCUUUAUCCAAAACUCACCUUAUACACAUGUAAUCUAUUGACCCUAUUUUACUAUUUUCAUUAAGUAUAUAAUAACUUGAAAAUAUGUAACAAAAAAUGUUGGCAUCACAUUGGGUAUUUUACUUACUAUAAUCAUCAUGAUUCAGUGUGAUGUUACAUUGAAAUACAGUUGAUCAUUCUACAAAAUACUGAUGAAAUAAAUGUUAAAUUAAAAAUUGCAAUAGGAUAAUGCAAAUGUUAAUUAGUUAGGGGUUUGAUUCAGUAUUGUUUGUGAUAAACAACAUGAUAUUAAUAAAUGCUUUAUUAAAGUAUGUUAAUAGGAAUCCUAAGUUCAUCUUCUUGAUGACAAACUUGUGCAACUGUCAGAAAUUAUACCUUUGAGGAUGAUUGUAUGGAAAACUACUUAUAUGCUUAUUGGUUAAAUAUUUAUAUUGCUCCAGUUUCUCUAACAUGGUAUAGAAAUUUGACACUAUGUGUAAAAAACUUAUUUCAGAAGAAAAGUCUUUAAAUUAUCAGAUUGUUAAUCUAAACAAAGUACAGAAUUAAAAUCAAUGUUAUGCCUCUCAAAUUUCAUCUCUGACAAUUUGACCAAGGAUUUUUAAUGUUGACAAUUUGACAAGGAUUUAUAAUGUUUUCUUGCUGUUCAUUUAAUUUAAUGUAUUUAGCACUUUUUGUUUUCAGACUCGUUUCAAAACAUCCAAUAUUCAGAUACCAUAACUAUUAGUAUCAUCUUCAACAUUAUCAACAUUGUGAAGAAAAUUAGGCCACAGGUCUUUUGAGCAGAUAGUGUAUUACUUGUGUGAUUAAGACUAGUGUAAAUCUGACAUAGCCAAUCUACGAUAGUUGUACUUGACAUAAAUGAUAAAUGACAUUAAUGUGUGUGUAUAUUCAGGUUUGUAAGGCUUAUACCCUGUUAUUGAACACUGCUUAUACAUCUUUGUGAAAAAAGUUAUUUGUUGUUAUGACGAAAUAAAAAUGCAAAUAUGACCUUCUGUUCAUUAUUGGGGACGCCAUUCAUUACUGGGCACUUCAACGUGAUUGGGCAAAAAUUUAAGGUUUUGCUUUAAGUAGCUUGUUUAGUUUAUGCCAGUAAAUUUUGCAUUUAAUAUUCAGCCUUUUGUUCUUAGGAUUUGAUGUACAGUAUAUGUUUAUAUCUUGCUAUAUGUGUACUUAUAAAUUAUAUGCUGUUACUGUAAAACACAAAUAAAUGAGACAAACCAG
Messenger RNA from Dreissena polymorpha, 9820 nucleotides. RefSeq names its product C-Jun-amino-terminal kinase-interacting protein 4-like. Gene Ontology annotation, cellular component: cytoplasm. Gene Ontology annotation, biological process: vesicle-mediated transport. Lineage: Eukaryota; Metazoa; Mollusca; Bivalvia; Myida; Dreissenidae. The record is from RefSeq and is a predicted model, not a curated record. Gene Ontology annotation, molecular function: signaling receptor complex adaptor activity; JUN kinase binding; kinesin binding.